Messenger RNA from Exaiptasia diaphana, 2314 nucleotides. Its product is annotated as prostaglandin E2 receptor EP2 subtype. Gene Ontology annotation, cellular component: plasma membrane. Gene Ontology annotation, biological process: adenylate cyclase-activating G protein-coupled receptor signaling pathway; positive regulation of cytosolic calcium ion concentration; inflammatory response. NCBI's taxonomy places the organism in Eukaryota, Metazoa, Cnidaria, Anthozoa, Actiniaria, Aiptasiidae. The transcript has 4 exons. Gene Ontology annotation, molecular function: G protein-coupled receptor activity. The record is from RefSeq and is a predicted model, not a curated record. Bases 293 to 2002 code for a protein of 569 amino acids.
CUGUGAUCAAUUUCUACAAUAAYUUUCUUCCUGUUAUUCCCACUUCUGUUGGUGUGUUCUUAUUGGUUGAMAGCGAUUACUCAUCGUCAUUACGUGCAGUGGGAGGUCAACUAGGUUGUCUUUCAGCGGCCGGUUCGGCGUCACACAACCUCAUCUAUUACUUUUACAAAAGAUAUACAACACGCCACUUGGCUCGCUUUAUGAGUUACUAUUUUCCAUUUCAGCUUGUCACUGAGACAUCGCAACUAAACACCGCUCACGAAAAUACACCAGAAGCCAAGGAAAAGACAUUAUGCCGCAAAUACAAGGCAAUACAACUGGAAAUGUUUUUCAUUCAUCGCAGGGAAUUAUAUCCGCACUUCUUGCAACAUUGGGUAUACUAGGRAAUAUMUUUGCUUUUGUACUCACAGUGAAACUUUUACGGCAUCAGAAAAUAGUCUGUAAUGUGUUAGUSUUUGGCCUGAUACUAUGYGAUCUUCUAGGGAUUAUUCUAAUCUGUUCACCUACUUGGGCCGGCUAUGUAUAUGGGCAAUGGUCCGGAGGACAGGCCCUGUGCAAUUUCCAGGGAUUUUUUACUGUUUUUGCGAMUUUAGCGUCUGGUUUAAUUGUGACAUUCAUGGCUAUUGAUCGUUACCURGCACACCGAGCGCCUUUCUUUCACCGACAGUUUAUUAGCUUUAGACUUGCCAAGAAAGUCAUUGUGGGCAUUGCUUUAUUCUCAAUUCUAAUUUCCUCUUUGCCACUGUGUGGAUUUGGCAGUUUUAGCUACAGCAGUACAGGAACAUAUUGCACAAUAGUCGUGAUCASGGCCGACGAUCAAGUUUAUAAUUAUUUCCUUGUAUCAAUAGGAUUUUUCAUGGUGUCGGUUGUGACAUUCUCCAAUCUUAAUGUGCUUUAUUGGAUUUUGAAACGUAAGAAAUCCGCUCGAAAUCUUAAAGGGAUGAAAAGCAAAUUUAAAAAGGUAAAUGAAACGAAGAAGACGGUUGCAGAGAAAGUGCAAGAACAGUAUCAGCGAAUGAUGGUUGUCAUUUCUAUCCUGUUUCUGWUUUGUUGGACGCCAUUUCUGAUCAGAGUAAUAUGCAAUACCGCUGAACUAUGGCAGGACGUGACUGCAGACCUUAUAGCGACAUAUUUGUUGCUGAUUAACUUUGUUUUAGAUCCUUUCAUUUAUUUGUUGGUGCGUAAGCAAUACAGACGAACGCUCUUGAGGAUAUGUUGCUGGUGUUUGCCGUGUGCCAAAAAUCAAAGAAGACAAAGUAUUAAAGUGCGUUUUGCUUACUCUGCCAGCUUGAAAAACAAUGAAACCGCUUCACCUGCAUCAGAUCAAAUCCAAGAGAACAAACUCCAUGCCCUUCGUCCGCGUGAAGAGCGCUGUUCAGUUCCUAAGAUCCAAACACAAGAUGUGAGUGGUGUAACCGACCGCCAACCGGCAGCGACUGACGCACUGGUACAUCAAAACACACAACAAAACAAUGAUCCAAAAGAUACAGAACAACGAAUUGAUAUCGAACCAAGCACCGAGCCAAGUAGCCAUGUGGACAAACAACUUGCACGGGAGGAAGAUGUAGAUCUUGUUGCCGCGGAAACAGCCAACGACGAUAAACAAAUUCAUCCGGGAACUUUAAGAGACAAGCAGGGCAUCUUACCAACUAUCACAGAAGAGGAUGUACGAGAUGCGUUACGUAGCUUGGCACAAGAUCCUGGCUUCGCCAAUGAAGGCAUGACAGACGAUGUUGAUUCUUCGCAAUUCAAUGAAAUCAUGGAAACUUUGAAAGAAUGUUUCUCUGGGCAAAGAUCCCGUAGCAAUACAAGAAAAAUGACAGGCGACUCGAGUGAGCCUGGAACCAACGAUAACGAUUUGUUGAUUUCUCUUGAGGGUGACAAAAACAUUGUUUUCAGUGAAGGAGGCAAAACCGAUCCCGUGAUAGGCAUUCGAGCCUUACAAGUCAUGGACAUUAUCCAGACAAAAAGGAGAGCUAAACAAAUUGAAAAAAUGGUGUAAAUAAUUAUCAAUUCAACAUAUUCAGCGAUGUACAUACAACAAUCAAUAAUUCAAGCGUUUUGGUGGUAAAGGAUCCCAUAAUGCAAUGCGAACCCUUAGCAAUCCCAUGAACCAACAUGUACCGCAAUAUAAGCCCAUGGUGCAUUGCCGGUAGCAACAGAUAAUGAUGUAAAUUGUGCGAAUUACGGUCAAAUGCUUUAUUUUUUCCUCAGGAAAUCAUUAGGUAACCUUAUUACCAUUCAUGAUGGAAUUAUCAUUUGGGGACUUCCAUGCAAUUACUUACGAUACUGUAAAUAAAAUCUUUAAGCUAAA